Messenger RNA from Cornus florida, 579 nucleotides. RefSeq names its product large ribosomal subunit protein eL29z. Gene Ontology annotation, molecular function: structural constituent of ribosome. Gene Ontology annotation, biological process: cytoplasmic translation. The record is from RefSeq and is a predicted model, not a curated record. Gene Ontology annotation, cellular component: cytosolic large ribosomal subunit; ribosome. NCBI's taxonomy places the organism in Eukaryota, Viridiplantae, Streptophyta, Magnoliopsida, Cornales, Cornaceae. Bases 138 to 323 code for a protein of 61 amino acids. The transcript has 3 exons.
CAUUUAUGAUCGAAAGCAGCUAGAACUAGGGUUUCGUUACAAGUCACAUAAGAACCCAACCCCUUCUCUUUUCUAUCGGCCCCUGAAAACCCUAACAACGAACCGCUAAGAGCUCUCUGUCCCUCGAUUUUCUCUUGAUGGCGAAGUCGAAGAAUCACACGGCUCACAACCAGUCCUACAAGGCCCACAAGAACGGCAUCAAGAAACCCAAGAAGCACCGCCACACCUCCACCAAAGGGAUGGAUCCCAAGUUCUUGAGGAACCAGAGGUAUGCAAGGAAGCACAACAAGAAGAGUGGGGAAUCAGCCACCGAGGAAGAGUAAACAUCUUCAAAAAUGGCACUUUUAGGGUUUUCAUUUGUCUGUUCACUUUUUUUUUUUUUUUUUUGCCGUUGAAGUAUACUGAUGUGACUUUAUGCUAUUUUUCUAAUUCAGUAUGAAACUAUAUUAAUUAGAGAGUUCAUUGUUGCACUUCACUUCCAAGUAUGGGCUUAAGCUCAUCCACUAUUUUGUGGAUUGUUAUUGCUGUCUUUUGAAAUUCCCUCAAAAUUCUGAAAUAUUACUAGUAACUCUUUUGGAA